Closterium sp. NIES-67 is the source of this 1125-nucleotide messenger RNA. The record is from the annotation of a GenBank genome assembly. NCBI's taxonomy places the organism in Eukaryota, Viridiplantae, Streptophyta, Zygnematophyceae, Desmidiales, Closteriaceae.
CCUCGUUUUUCUUUCGUCCCCCGUCAGUCAUCCCCUUGUCGUCCGUCAGUUUCCCAUUCAGCCCAGGAGGCGCUCUCCUGCUCGCCCUCCUGCUUGCCCUCCCUUCCCUUCCCUGCUCGUACCUCACCGAACCCUUCCCUCUUCUUGCCUUGCCUCGCCACACUGCUUUUCCAACCAUGGCCGCCGCGAAUCACGCUCGUCGGGUUUCAUAGGCGUUUAUUUCUAGUGGUUCUGCUUCCGCAUCCACGAUGUCCGUCCCGAAAGGAGGGACGUUGAGGAUCCGGGAGGUGUGGGCGGAUAACCUGGAGGAGGAGUUCGAGAUGAUUCGCGAGAUUGUGGAUGAGUAUCCUUACGUGGCCAUGGAUACGGAGUUUCCGGGGGUUGUGGUUAGGCCAGUCGGGACGUUUCGCAGCAGCGCGGAGUAUCAUUACCAGACCUUGCGUGUGAACGUGGACAUGCUGAAGCUUAUUCAGUUAGGGUUGACGUUCACUAACGAGGAUGGUAUGCUGCCUCAUUUUGGCCAGAACGAGUACUGCGUCUGGCAGUUUAAUUUCCGGGAGUUUAAUCUUACAGAGGACAUUUACGCGCAGGACUCGAUUGAGCUGUUGAAGCAGAGCGGCAUCGAUUUCAACAUGAAUCAGGAGAGGGGAAUUGACUCGUUCCGUUUCGGGGAGCUCAUGAUUCCGUCAGGCGUCGUCCUUAACGAGAACGUGAACUGGAUAACGUUCCACAGCGGCUACGAUUUCGGGUACCUUCUCAAGGUGCUGACGUGUCAGAACCUGCCGAGCAACGAAGCAGAUUUCUUCAACCUCCUACGCACUUACUUUCCUACUAUCUACGACAUCAAGUACCUGAUGAAGUUCUGUGAUAAUCUUCAUGGCGGCCUCAACCGCCUGGCGGAAACCCUAGAGGUGGAGCGGAUUGGUCCUCAGCAUCAAGCAGGGUCGGACAGUUUGUUGACGUCAGCAGCUUUCAGAAAGCUAAGACAGGGGUUUUUCAAUGGCUCAGCUGAGAAAUAUGCAGGCGUUUUGUAUGGUCUUGGAGUUGAUUGUGAGCAGUAAUUCAUUCUCUCAUGCCAAGGUGGAUAAUUCGAUUGGAAAACACGAGAAAUCAUCCAGACCGUUC